This is a messenger RNA of Aphanomyces astaci, 504 nucleotides long. RefSeq lists its product as hypothetical. Bases 1 to 504 code for a protein of 167 amino acids. The transcript has a single exon. Lineage: Eukaryota; Oomycota; Saprolegniomycetes; Saprolegniales; Verrucalvaceae. The record is from RefSeq and is a predicted model, not a curated record.
AUGGGAUUCUCGCUGCAAGUCGCUUUCCCACGCUGCCACGUAAUGUUUGGUUUCUUUCGCGAAGCCAGUUCAGAACGGCUGCUUCGUCAAUCUGGCCGUCUUGCCGACGAGAGAGGGCACGCAUCGAUUCGUCAUCAAAAGGGCAAUUUGCAAAGUACAACAGGCCUACGAUCACGCUACUAUGGACGGUGCGUGUGGGGCUACCCACCAUGUCAAAUGCAAAGGCCACGCACGGAUUCGAGUCGUGCGGACGUUGUGUUCGUCUCAUCUGCCAGAGGUGCGCAAUCCGCGCCGCUUCCUGCCGCACUUGCGGCAUCCCGACAGAGCUGGCGCAAUACGCCUCUGAUUUGGGCACUGUUAUGUGUUGACGACUCCUGUCAAAUCGAAUGGCGACGACGGCGCGACCAAGUGACGCCACGUUUAACGUUGUGGUCAAAGCAAGCCGUGUUGGGUUUUCAAAAACGUGCACUGUGGGGUACCACAUCACAAAAGCAUCCCGACUGA